AUGAACCGUCAAUACAGUAUCACAGCAAGCUUCACGGCAUACCUCACCUCGUGGGGCUCCUAUUACAACGGCCAACCUCUCCGCCCCUACAAGGACGCCACAGUCCGGCGGAAGUCGGGACGAGAUGCUGCCCUGUGGGCAAAGCAUAUCCGGGUGUACAGGAAGCAGAUGGAGGCCGUCCGGUUGCAGGAGCCGUUGUUUGUGAGGCCUGAUACGCUUUUGUUGGAGAAUAAUAACAUUGUACGUCAGACGGUUGCUAAUAUCAAUCGGCACUCACCGGUCACACAAUUGCCGUCCCUGGCGAAGCCAGACGAGCUGGUCUCGUCUCCCUCGUCGCUAGCACAAGCAAACAACAAGCUCACGAAGCGGAAGCGCACGCUGGGCCACGACGACGAGCCAACCAGACGACUGGCGAAGAAGCCUCGUCCGUCAGCAAAGCAGACGGCAAGUGACGAGGAGAUUGCGAGACGACUUCACCUGGAGAUGAAUGGACGGGUGAAGCGCAGGGGGUCGAAGUAA
Molecule: messenger RNA, 519 nt
Organism: Recurvomyces mirabilis
Lineage: Eukaryota; Fungi; Ascomycota; Dothideomycetes; Mycosphaerellales; Teratosphaeriaceae
Exons: 2
Coding region: 1-519 (172 amino acids)
Source: RefSeq, a predicted model, not a curated record